AAUUUGGAUCGAAAUCCUUCAAAAUUACGAUUAACUUUAGCUGGUAAACCUAUUCCUUUGGGCCAAAAUGUCCCCAUGUCUUUGGGCAAUGUAAUUUGGCGCGAGAUUUCUCCUUCCACAGUAUGCGAGUGGGUAGCCUGUCAUUGCGUCAACUUCCCAAACGUCCAAACGCGAGCCUUCCGUGCCCAUCUGCCGCCAAAGCUCGCGUCCUCUCAGGCUCAAUGCACAAGCUCUUCCCAACAAGUCGUCGGCAUCUGAAAAAUCACUUCCCCAACCUCAGAUUCGUCGUUACCUCCGCUCGUUCCCGCCAGUACACCGAUGCCCCGAACCCCGACUCCGAGCUCGACUUCUCUGGCAACAACGAUGUGCUUGGGGAGAUCGAGUCUUCGAAACCAAUCAACCCAUUUCCCCGAUUCGCUCCGGGGAUGGAGAAUAACUUCCAUAGGACGGGGCACUCUGAGUCGGCGGCGGCUCAGAUAUCGCAUCCGUGGCCCGAGUGGGUGGAUUUGAUGGUGCUUCUGUUGAAGGGAGGCUACUUUGAUGCGGAGGGCAACCCGUUCCAGAAUGUGGAGUUGGGUCCGAAAGAUUCGAAUCUCAUUAGAACCGCAUGCCUGAAUUUCGCCCGCGACAGAUACGACGUUAUGAGGUAUUUGUCAAAGAAACAUAUUCAGGUCAUAGCAGAGUGUGGAUGCCCCAGCACAGACAGAAAAGUGGUGAACUCUGGUAAGCGCUUGAGGGCACAUGUGGGCAUCGAUGAGGGAAAUGUUUGCAGCUCCUGCAACUUGAGGGGAAACUGUGAGAGAGCAUUUGUGAAGGCGUGUGAAGAUGAAGGAGGGCGCACAGUUGAUGUUAUGCGAAUCUUGUUGACAUACGGACUUGACCCCAUAAGCGAUACUGUGGAGAAUAAACCAUGUCUGACUAGAACAGUUAAGGAAUCAGUCAGAGCACUGCUAAAGCAAAUGGCAGAGUAUGGCACCGAUGUACUUGGCUCUGAUUCGUUGAAAUCCACCCCAGCUGGUGAUUUAUCCUUGCAUUCAAGUUCGGAAGAGAAAGGCUACAAAGAUGUUCCAAUGAAACAAGGAGAUUGGCAUUGCCCCAAGUGCAACUUCUUAAACUUUGCUAAGAACAUCAAAUGCUUGCGAUGCGAUACUUUUUCUCAGGAAAGAUUGAAUCAACUGCAGGAAGACCAAGAUCAUCUUCCGCUAAAGAAAGGAGACUGGAUAUGUGACAAAUGCAAUUUCUUAAAUUUUGCAAAGAAUACUAGAUGUUUACGGUGCAAAGAGAAACCCCCGGAAAGGCUACUCAAUCCUGGGGAGUGGGAAUGUGAAUCGUGCAAUUACAUCAACUUUAGAAGGAAUACGGUAUGCUUGAAGUGUGAUUAUAGAAGGCCUAAAGCAUCAAAUUCAAAGGGCUUGUCUCAACGAGAUUAUGAUUCUGGAAAUCACAAUCAAGGUCAUGGAGCCGUUGAAGAUAGAAAUUCUAUGUGGUCUCUGAGGAGAAAUAGUCAAAUGCGAGUCACAAAUAGGUGGAGAUUUGUGGAUGGAGAGAAUGGGGUCACUGAGAAACCAAAGUUAACAAACUCAUCGAAAGAGGUUUCUGGAAUUCUUGAUUUUCCAAUUGCAGGAGGCAUGAGCGAUGUGUCUCGUGACACAGAAAAGAGGGAAAUGUGGAAAAUGAAGAUGCUGGAAAGAAGCAGAAUGACUGCAGAGGAAAAGGCAAAUCCAGACGAGCCACGCUCAUCCAGAAUUUAUAGGAAGUCCGAAUCACCAGACUUUGAGGACGAUGAAGAAAUGGCUGAAUGGUUUGGCAGUGGGAAGACGUGAGUAUAGAUGCCUGUACAUGUAUUUGGCAAGAAUCAAAUUCAUUUGUUUCGUUGCCUCUAUAGGUUUUCCAGGAUACUGCCUUCUAUUUUCCAGUGGACAGUAAAAUAUUCAUCUCGUGCAAUCUUGCUGUUGAGUUCCCAUGUCU
Molecule: messenger RNA, 1968 nt
Organism: Eucalyptus grandis
Lineage: Eukaryota; Viridiplantae; Streptophyta; Magnoliopsida; Myrtales; Myrtaceae
Product: zinc finger protein VAR3, chloroplastic-like
Exons: 6
Coding region: 123-1823 (566 amino acids)
Cellular component (GO): cytoplasm
Molecular function (GO): mRNA binding
Source: RefSeq, a predicted model, not a curated record